AUGUCGUUUGACGGACCGGGCGUACCACAGCAGACGCAGCACUUUCCUCUGUACGAUUUGGAACUCUCCGAUGAUGGUUCUUCGUCGGUAAUCAGUGAGUCUGAAAAACGGCAAGGAGCUAGGCAACGGCAGGGCUCGUCGACAUCAUCGACACAAAUCCUUCCACCUACUGGCAAUAAUGGGUCACAGCGUGCGCACAGCUCACCUUUACCAGCUUAUCCAGUGAGCAUACGCCAGCAGCUGGCUAUCAUAAAACAGAUGGAACAACCAAUGCAAGUGGCGGUCGACUCGUCUUCGACCAGCUUGCAGUUAUCUCAAGCAAUCAGUGCAUCACCUGGCUUAUCAAGAAAACGUAUUUUGAAGGUUCAUAAAAAGAAUGAGCGUGGAGAGACACCAUUGCAUGUAGCAGCACGUAAAGGAGAACACCGACUGUGUAGGAAAUUAAUUGAAGAAGGUGCACUUAUCAAUGCUCGGGAUUACGCUGGUUGGACUCCCUUACAUGAAGCAUGCUAUCAUGGACAUUUCAAAGUUGCUAAACUUCUUCUUGGCUACGAUGCAGAUGUUAAUGCGCUGUCGGAUUGCGAUGAUACUCCCUUACAUGAUGCUGUCGCGAGUGGAAACGAAAAGUUGGUUUGGUUGCUGUUACACGCGGGUGCAAUUCGUGAUCGUGUUGAUAAUGAUGGGAAAAAACCGCUUGAUAUUUGUCAUUCAGAAUAUAGUGGAAUAAGGAAUCUUCUCUCCAGUGCUACCGUCCCUGAACUAUGUCCGAUCGACGAAUCACCUUCUUUAAGUCCGUCUAGUCCACGUCACAUACAAGGGUCGUCCCAGAUGCUUACGAUAAAUGUAAUGCAGCUUACCCCAGAAAAGCAUUGCUUAAGAUCACCAAACAGUGAUGAUUCGGUAGCCAGUGCAGAAACUUUUCCGAGAGAAAGGAACGCAGAGACCAGUGAAGAGCUGCGAAUGCAAUUACAAGGGUCAUGCAAUCACCCGACGAAUGAAGAAGAAGAUACCAACAGGAACACAAAGACCUCUGAUUUUGACGAUGUGCUAUCAAGGAAUGAAGAAGUGAAAGGCAGAAUGCGUCAUGAUUUUGGUGACAUCGAUCCCUCAUUUUCGAUACAUCGUUCUUUGUGGCCUGAAGAAAGAAGUAAUGCAUUGAAAAGCAUUGGAUUUCAUACUGGUUCUUCGCCUUACGAAUUUGACCAAGAUUUAAAACCAUCACAUGUCUCAUUUGAGAAUACUUGCUUUGGAAUAAGCGAAUCAACGGAAGCGGAAAUUCGUCAUUUCGGACGUCCACGUAGUAUACACACCGAACUUUUCUCUCCUCAGUAUACAUCCCAGAAAUCAACCUCUAAUGAAAAGCGUAAGCAAAGAGGUCGAAGACGUGGACGAGCCAUCUCUACAGCUGCGGGCUGUGCUGCUGUCAUAGCUCAAACAUCUCAGUCCGAUGAUGUGUAUGAAUUUCGCAGCAGCCCCGAAUCUGAUGCAGGUAUAAAUAAAACGGGAUCUGCUGGAGAUAUGGAACGAGAACUGAGCGAAUCGCCGAGUUUGAAGAAACAGCGAUUCAAUCAGACUGGAACCACCGCUAUGGCCUCUUUUACUUUGACUACAGUUUCUCAAACAAGUACUAUACAAGAAGGUAUAUCCGUACUAGAAAAAGACGAAACUAUGGAUAUGAUAUCGAAUAUAUCUGAUUUGAUGGAUGAGAAAGUUGAUGGGACGAUUGAUCGUAAGGUACCUCCGCUUCGCAUAUCGUUACCCCGCACACCCAACGAAGAUGGUAUAGCGAUAGCAAAUGCUGCAGAUGAUGUGACUUCAAUUACGAGCAGUGCUGUAAGACGAAAUACUAGAAGUACCAAAAGUCUUACUCGUAGGCAUCAAAGCCCUGAACAAAGUGUUAGCACUUCUUGUGAUGAGAGCAUACAACGAGUUACAAGAAGCAAACUUCGACAAUCCGGACGACAGCUUCGUGAACAUUUUGCAGUAAGCUAUGAAACGUCAGCGAAAAGGAAAUCAAGUAGUUGGCGGCGUAACUCUACAGCUACUUCGUCACCAAUGCCUGUGCUGUCCGCGGCAGCUUCCGACGAACAUACUACUUUUAAUAAUAAUACUGGAGAUAAAGCUGAUGCCGAUGAAAGCUCACAUUUGGAAGCUACUGCACGGAAAGACGAUGAAAAUACUUUAUUGGCUUUAUCACUGAUGAAAAAGAAUAGCUAUGAAGGUUUUCGAGACUUCCGUUCUGUAAUUGAGCAACGCUGGGCCAAAGAUGCAACCAGUGAGACUAUUGCUCCAGAAAGCCCACCUAAUUUUAAUAAUUACUUAAUUGUACAAGGAAAUUACACGUCGGCAAGUAAUAUGGGCUUACUGUCAACUCAAGAAAAAGUGAAUGUUGUAUUUAUGGAAAAGUUAACAAUGAAACUUCGUACUCUUCACACGGAACAGCAGGAAAAGAGGAGAAAUAUGCUUUUUUAUCAUCAGGUGGAACGCGAACGACUACGGAUGCAAGCAGAAAGUGAAGUGAUACGUAUGCUUACGCGAAAGGCAAAUGAACGUAAUGGAUCCUUUUCAACUAUGAGGGUGAUUAGAGAGAUGAAUUUAUUCAAUACCGGUUUUUUGGAAGUGAAGUCGGAAAAAUUACCAGUAAUGGAAAUUUCGGAAGUUAAAGUGAAGUACGAAAAACUUGCAGAGAUGAUGCGCAGACGACAGCAAAUGGAGGCAGAUGCACUAUAUGCUGAGCAGAUCUUUAUAUGGAAUGCGGCAGUUCAAAGAAGCGAAGAUGCAACAUUAUCAAGUUUGAAAGAUGCUGUGCCGCAUGUAUCAGUUAACUCGGUGAUUCUAAAUUUUUGAGGAUGCUGAUGUUCAACAUUUCUGGACAUCAACUGUAAUUGGCAUCAGCAAUGUAAUGGCUUGUCGUUUUGACAGUAAUGUCAUCAAAAUAUUUGUAAGAACUUUAGGUACGGGUAAGAUCGGAUGAAAUAUCUCGUACUCUGUAACAGUUUGAUCAAUGCUGGAUUAAUCAAACUGAGUACAUUUGGUGAUUCGAGUUUCCUUGUGGUUCAGAUGAAAAACGUCAGGGAACACUCCAUCGCAUAUAUGUUGCACCGUGUCGAUUUUGAUGUUUACCCAAGUUGUUUGAGUUUUCAGACUUCCAAAAUUUGCCGUGGUUUUAUUGGAAGAUAAAGUUUUAAUCACUAAUUCCGUGUCAGAGUGAAAUUAUUUGUAUUCAGAAUAUCUUCUGGAGAAUUACUCCAUACUUUGCCGGAAAGUUUAUUCCUAAAACUGCUUAUUCUUACAGUUUGUUCUUACAAUAUGGUAGCAUUUAAACUAUUAUGAACAGUUUAU
Loa loa (African eye worm) is the source of this 3342-nucleotide messenger RNA. RefSeq lists its product as hypothetical. Gene Ontology annotation, cellular component: nucleoplasm. Bases 1 to 2847 code for a protein of 948 amino acids. Lineage: Eukaryota; Metazoa; Nematoda; Chromadorea; Rhabditida; Onchocercidae. Gene Ontology annotation, molecular function: protein binding. The transcript has 22 exons. The record is from RefSeq and is a predicted model, not a curated record.